CGGCGCAGCCCCACGCAGCCCGGGCACAGCUAGGUGCCCAUCUGCACACAGAGCGUUGCCCGGGAAACGCCGCCAGCGCACACUUACGCCAUGCCAGCUUUUCCAGUCUCCGGGAGACUCCAGGACGCGGUGACGUAGCAGCCGGCCAGGGCGGGGCGUGGGGUUCGGAGCGCGCGUGCGUACUAUGCAGGCUCCCGGAAGUCGGGCCAUGGGGUCUCUCGGUGAAGCGACCCUGCGGAAACUGCGGAUGUUUUCGGAGAUGAGAGGUAAACCUGUGGUGGCUGGAAAAUUCUGGGAUGUAGUUGCGAUAACAGCAGCCGAUGAAAAGCAGGAGCUUGCUUACAAACAACAGUUGUCAGAGAAGCUGAAGAGAAAGGAAUUGCCCCUUGGAGUUCAAUAUCAUGUUUUCACUGAUCCUGCUGGAACUAAAAUUGGAAAUGGAGGAUCAACACUUUGUUCUCUUCAGUGUCUGGAAAGUCUCUAUGGAGAUAAAUGGAAUUCUUUCACCGUCCUAUUAAUUCACUCUGGUGGCUACAGUCAACGGCUUCCCAAUGCAAGUGCUUUAGGAAAAAUCUUCACAGCUUUACCACUUGGUGAGCCCAUUUAUCAGAUGUUGGAGUUAAAACUAGCCAUGUACAUGGAUUUUCCCUCACACAUGAAGCCUGGAGUUUUGGUCACCUGUGCAGAUGAUAUUGAACUCUACAGUGUUGGGGACUCUGAGUACAUAGCAUUUGACCAGCCUGGCUUUACUGCCUUAGCCCAUCCAUCUAGUCUGGCUGUAGGCACAACACAUGGAGUAUUUGUCUUGGACUCUGCCAGUUCCUCACAACAUGGUGACCUUGAAUACAGGCAAUGCCACCGUUUCCUCCAUAAGCCCAGCAUUGAAAAAAUGCAUCACUUUAAUGCUGUUCAUAGAGGAGGAAGCUUUGGUCAACAGGACUUGGCUCAGGGUGACACAGCCAGUCUUCCAUUGCACUCUGAGUAUGUCUACACAGAUAGCCUAUUUUACAUGGAUCAUAAAUCAGCCAAAAAGCUACUUGACUUUUAUGAAAGUGUAGGCCCACUGCACUGUGAAAUAGAUGCCUAUGGUGACUUUCUGCAGGCACUGGGGCCUGGAGCAACUGCAGAGUAUACCAGGAACACAUCACAUGUCACUAAAGAAGAGUCCCAGUUGUUGGACAUGAGGCAGAAAAUAUUCCACCUCCUCAAGGGAACACCACUGAAUGUUGUUGUUCUUAAUAACUCCAGAUUUUAUCACAUUGGAACAACCGAAGAAUAUCUGCUUCAUUUCACUUCUGAUAGUACAUUAAGGUCAGAGCUGGGCUUACAAUCCAGUGCUUUCAGUGUCUUUCCAAAUGUGCCUGAAUGCCCCCAUGAGACACCCUGUGUCAUUCACAGUAUACUGGAUUCAGGAUGCUAUGUGGCCCCUGGCUCAGUUGUAGAGUAUUCUAGAUUGGGGCCUGAGGUGUCCAUUGGGGAAAAGUGCAUUAUUAGUGGAUCCGUAAUAGUGAAAGCCACGCUGCCCCCAUAUUCUUUCAUGUGUUCUUUAAGUCUGGAGAUAAACGGACACUUAGAAUACUCAACUAUGGUGUUUGGCAUGCAAGACAACUUGAAGAGCAGUGUUAAAACCAUAUCAGACCUAAAGAUGCUUGCGUUCUGUGGAGUUUGUUUUCAGUCUUGUUUAGAUAUUUGGAACCUUAAAGCUACAGAGGAACUAUUCUCAGGAAGUAAGACACAUCUGAGCCUGUGGACUGCUCGAAUUUUCCCUGUCUGUUCUUCUCUGAGUGAAUCUGCUGCAGCAUCCCUUGGGAUGUUAAGUGCUGUACAGAGCCAUUCACCAUUCAGCCUGAGCAACUUUAAGCUGCUGUCCAUCCAGGAAAUGCUUCUCUACAAAGACGUACGAAACAUGCUAGCUUAUAGGGAGAAAAUCUUUCUAGAAAUUAGUUCAAAUAAGAAACAGUCUGAUUCAGAGAAAUCAUAAAUACAAUAUAUUUUGCCUAUGAACAGGAUUGCAUAUGCACGCAUUUUUAUAGACCUCUGACUUUUCUUUCUUUUCCUCUCUCUCUUUCUUUCUUCUUCUUGUGCAUUUUUGGCUUGUUUCAGUAAAGCAACAUAAUAAAAAUUAUAUCAAUAUAACUACUGUAUCAUAGUAAUAACAAAGGUACAGAAGGCCACUUUGGAUGGUAAAACAUUUCAGCAUUAAAUUCAUGAAAGUGAUGUUGUUUUAAAUGUUUUUGCACUAUUAUAGCUUUGUUUUUUGGUAAAUAUUAAUUUCUGGGAUACUGUUCCAUUCACAUAAUAAAUACUCCUGUUUUAGAGGAUGAUUUUCUAAACAUACUUUUAGAAUUUCUCUGGGUUUUUUGAUAUUUGGUCCAAUAAAGCUCUAUGUGUUAUUGAUGAUUAUAUUCUUUACUUGUCACAAUGAGACAAUACCUAAUUAAAAAAACAUC
Molecule: messenger RNA, 2450 nt
Organism: Onychomys torridus (southern grasshopper mouse)
Lineage: Eukaryota; Metazoa; Chordata; Mammalia; Rodentia; Cricetidae
Gene: Fpgt
Product: fucose-1-phosphate guanylyltransferase
Exons: 4
Coding region: 185-1981 (598 amino acids)
Molecular function (GO): transferase activity, transferring phosphorus-containing groups
Source: RefSeq, a predicted model, not a curated record